UCGUAGAAGCAGGAAAAGUGUUUGAUACGCGUUCGAAAAGCCAGCGCCCCCAUGCAAUACCUCACCGGGCAAACCAUUAAAUAGGCUCAUAUUGUUUAAGAAUAUUUGUAAUUUAUGUAGAAAGGAGAAGGCGUGUCGUGUAUUAAAUACACUUUUACGUAGCGGGUGCUUUCAUUUUUUUUUACAGGAAGUAUUCGAGACAGCUGAUAGCCGUGGACGCUAACAGGCUUGGCUAGCGAACUCAGCGGCUAACUUUAUCGUUCGUUCCGAGGGGCGUGCCGAGUCGAUCCGAUCAGAUCCGAUCCGAGCGGAGUGAAGCUCUGCUCUCUCGCCUUUAGAGACCUUCUUCCUGAACAACCGCCCUGGAGAGCUUCACCGCCCCCACUGCCGUCUAUUCCCUGGUGCAAGCAUCCUGUCGAGAUGGAUAACCUGAGUGACGUCCUGGAGAAGCUGAAACUUUCAUCGACGGACAGCACGUCAGACAGCGUAGAGAGCUGCCUGGACUGCCUGCUCAAAGCCCUCAUCAACAAUAGCACAGAGGCAAGCGUGAAGAUCCAGGAAAUGGGGGUCCUUCCUCUGCUGCCCACCCUGCUUUCCCCGCAGUCAUCCUGCACCCCAAAAGUCGCUAACAUCAUUGCAGAGAUGGCAAAAAACGAAUUCAUGCGGAGUCCCUGCGUGGAAGCCGGCCUCAUCCCGCCUCUCAUUGAACUGCUAAACUCCACCGAUCAAGAGGUUCUGCUUCAGACAGGGCGAGCCCUUGGCAACAUCUGUUACGAUAGUCAUGAGGGCAGGAUCGCGGUUGACCUGGCAGGAGGGGCUCAAAUAGUAGCUGAACACAUUAAAACCCUCUCCCAAAAUACCCACGUGGCAAACGAGAAGCUCUUGACAGUCUUUUGCGGCAUGCUGACGAACUAUAGCAAUGAUAAUGAUUCCUUACAAGCUCAGCUGAUCAGCAUGGGUGUCAUUCCCACCCUGGUGAAGCUCCUUGGCGUCCAUUCUCACAACACUGCCCUGACCGAAAUGUGUCUCAUCGCCUUUGGGAACUUAGCCGAGCUUGAGUCGAGCAAAGAGCAGUUUGCAUCCACCAACAUUGCAGAGGAGCUGGUUCGUCUCUUCCAGAAGCAAACAGAGCAUGAGAAGAAAGAAAUGAUUUUUGAGGUGUUGGCUCCUCUGGCAGAAAACGAUGUGAUCAAGUUGCAGCUGGUGGAGGCAGGCUUGGUGGAGUGUCUCCUCGAGGUGGUGGCCCAAACUGUGGAUGGAGACCGGGAGGAGGACGUGGCCCAGCUGAAGACCGCCUCAGACCUCAUGGUGCUCCUGCUGCUGGGAGAUGAGUCCAUGCAGAAGCUGUUUGAGGGUGGAAAAGGGAGUGUUUUCCAGAGAGUUCUCUCCUGGAUACCGUCUCAUAACCACCAGCUGCAGCUAGCUGGCGCUCUUGCUAUUGCUAAUUUUGCCCGCAACGAUGGUAACUGCAUCCAUAUGGUGGACACUGGCAUCGUGCAGAAGCUUCUAGAACUGCUGGAUCGCCAUAUUGUGGAAGGCAAUGUUACAGUUCAACACGCAGCUCUAAGCGCUCUACGGAAUCUGGCCAUACCUGUGGUGAACAAAUCUAAGAUGCUGUCCGCCGGCGUGGCCGAUGUGGUGUUGAAGUUCUUGCAGUCCGAGAUGCCGCCGGUCCAGUUUAAACUCUUGGGCACUUUACGUAUGCUCAUCGAUACACAAGUGGAGGCAGCGGACCAGCUGGGCACCAACGUGAAGCUGGUGGAGCGUCUGGUGGAGUGGUGUGAAGCUAAAGAUCAUGCUGGCGUGAUGGGAGAGUCUAAUCGGCUUCUUUCUGCUCUUAUUCGACAUAGCAAGUCCAAGGAAGUGGUCAGGACGGUCAUCCAGGCAGGCGGAGUCAAGCACCUGGUCACCAUGGCAACCAGUGAGCACAUGAUCAUGCAGAACGAAGCACUGGUGGCACUGGGCCUCAUUGCCGCACUAGAUUUGGUUGCAGCUGAGAAGGACUUUGUGGGAGCGGACCUCGUAGCGGUUCUUCACAAGCUUUUGUCCGAUGAUAGAAGUGCGCCUGAAAUUAAAUAUAACUCCAUGAUCCUCAUUUGUGCAGUCAUGGGCUCUGAGCCUCUCCACAAAGAAGUCCAGAGCCGGGCGUUUAUCGAUGUGGUCUCCAAGCUCCGCUCCCAUGAAAACAAGACUGUGUCGCACCAGGCCUCGCUCACCGAGCAGCGGCUAACCGCCCAGAGCUAAAAUGCUAGCCGGGCUCCACCCCAUAGCGAUGCCUGCACCCAAAUCACCUUGUAACUCCCUCCCCUCCACCCCGUCGUCGUCGUCGUGGUCGUGUGCCAAGGUACCAUGUUGCAUUAACUGCCAACCAGACAGACACUUUGAUAUUUCAUGUAGAUGACGAUGAUAACUUCAUUAGGAGCUAUAGGACCACCACACUGAAAGCCAUAAUCACAAGGUUUAUUUAUUAGUGUUGAAGGGUCUCUGUACUCGUGCAUGCAAUGCAACAUAGACCGCCAUAGCCGUGACGCCAUCUUGGUGAUUGAGGCGCCAUGGAUGACCUGACUCGUUGUGUCUCCACAUUAAAUAUGGCACUGUGCAUGGUCCUUUUUGCUUUGUCGAGGCCAAACCACUGAUUUAUCGGGAGCUUGAUUGGUCGUGUCUGCUUGGCGUGUGACCUCACGUGGCAGCCGCAACACAGAGGACAGGCGUCUGCUAGGGAUUCUUUUCAAUGUCACCUAAUUCAUGUUACGUUUGUCCUGGUGUGACUUUCUUUGGAGAAAUACGAAAGCAAAAAUAGAUUUUUUUUGGCAGUACAAUUCCAUGUUGUGCAUGUCGGCCAUGACAGGCCGCUAUUUGAGGAAAUACAAGAAACGUCGGGGACAAGAUGUCGUGUUUCAGCUUAAGAUAAGACCUAAUUAUAUUUUUGUGGAAUUUGAAUGGCCAAAAAAAGGGCAAGAUAUCGUCCGUGUACGAUGUCCAACAGGUAAGUCAGCAACGGUCAAAUACAGUAGUUUGUUUUUAUCAAUGGUUAUUUAUCAGUGACAUGAGAUGCAUCCAUAGUAAUACUACCAUGAAAUACUAUUACUCGUUGGUUGUAAAUGUUCCAAAUAAGAGAAAAGUUGUACAUUUGCAGGAUUGUAACUCGCAUAGCAGAUCAUUAAAAAUAUCAUAGCUAGCCUUUGUUGCGUCAUUUUUCAGUGUUAGGGUCCAUGUGGAUAAAAAGUCAAAUUCACGUGAAUAAAGUCAUAAAUUUAGGGUACAUUUACAUGAAUAAAGUUGUAAAUUAACAAGAGAAUUUUUUUUAAAUCAAAUUGAAUAAAGUAGAAUAAAAAUACAAAGUUGUAAAUUUGAGGGAAAAGUCUUACACGAGGAAAAAAAGUCACAUUUCAGUGAAUAAAUCAUGAAUUGAAUUGAAGUCAUACAUUUCUAUGAAUAAAGCCGAAAAUUUUGGCAAUUUUGCAUGAUUACAGUCGUAUAUUUACAAGACAAAAAUCGUAAAUUUAAUUAAAGCAUUAGCAAAACAUUUUAUGAGAAAAAAAUUUGAAAUGAAGAAAGUUGUAAAUUUACAUGGUUAUAAAUGUAUGAGAAAAAAAGUUGUACAUUUGCGAAAAUAAAGUCGUAAAAUUGACAAGAAAAAAGUUGUAAUUUUAUGAGAAAAAAUAGUAAUAUUAGCUUUACUCAAGGCGCACAAGUCCAUCUUUUGCCUGUGACCACGUAGUGUUAAGAAAUGUCUGAAAAUCAAGUACCGUAUUUUCCGCACUAUACGGCGCACCGCAUUAUAAGGCGCUACAGUAGAGGCUGUAGUUACGUUAUGCAACCAUUAGAUGGUGCCGCGCUAAAGGGAAUGUCAACAAAACAGUCAGAUAGGUCAGUCAAACUUUAUUAAUAGAUAACAAACAAGCUUUCCACAACUCCAUUCACUCCCAAAAUGAAUAAACAGCUGUUUUAUUAUUUUCUCUGAGGUAAAGCAUUUUCGUUCAAGUGUGUCCUCUAACUGUGGCCAUCUCGCUUUAUUGCCACGGAAACUUUGUUUAGUCUUCUUUACUUGGCGCAGCUCAUCCUCAUGCUUCCUCCACUUCCGCACCAUCGAUUCAUUAAUGUUAAACUCUAUUGCUGCUGCUCUAUUUCCGUGUUCUACUGCGUGACUGAUCGCCUUGAGUUUAAACUCUGCGUUGUAAGCGUGUCUCUUAAUAGGAGCCAUUUCAGGGUCUUUAUACAAACGCACAAAUGAAAGUGAAUCGUUGUUUAAUAUUUCCCAGUAUGCACAGCGCACUUCUUCUUCUACGGGAAAAAUGGAGUCGGUGGCUGCUUACCGUAAGUUGCGAGACCUGUCGCGGCUCAAUAUUGAUCCAUAUAUAAGGCGCACCGGAUUAUAAGGCGCAUAGUCAGCUUUUUUUUUUUUAAAAAAUCUGAUUUUAGGUGCGCCUUAUAGUGCGGAAAAUACGGUAAUAUGUAAAGUAAUGUACAAGAAAAAAAGGUCGUCAUAACAAACGGCUCCAACCAUUUCACAAGAUCAUGAGCCCCAUCACCAAAAAACCCCAAACAAACAUAAAAAGAAAUAAUGUUUGAAAAACACAUUUUAUUUCCAAACCACUCAAAUGUUUUUAUCAAUGCAACAAUAAGUGACAUAAAUAGCAUUUUUUGCGGAACAUACUGAUCUAGCCAAAGGUUAACAACCAAAAAACGGUGUAAAACAUAAGAUACGAUGCAAUCUUUACAUUAUUUAACAUUAUGAACAAAAAAAAAAUACACGCGUGCCAAGUUCUAUUCAAGUGUAUGUAGGGGGCCGGAGGAGGAAUUGACGUUUCAAUGAGAAAUACUAAGAAAUCCUUGGCUAGUCGUAGUUAGCGUAAUGGUAAGGGCGUUUUAAUGAAAUGUUCCCAUCAAAAAAUAAUCAGGACACCUGUGGUUAUUUACAUAUUUUUAAUAGUUUUGUAACGUAAAGAAUAAAAACAAUAUUAAUAAGCAUUUCGUCCAAAUACUAUUUCAUUGAUUUCUUUUGUGACGGGAAUAAAAAGGUGCAAUGUGGGCAUGUGUGGAGGAAAUAACAUUUACAAACCCGCCAACGCGUACGCAUUUUUGGCUUUUAAACCCCUGACCACGCUUGUAAGCUUCACUGAUGCCCUGCAGACAGACCAAAAUAUAGCGAACCUCGAGAUGCGGCGACUCCUGACUUACUGCAAAGAAGCUUUAAAGUGAAAAACUGUUCAUCAGCUCAUCAAAUGUUUAAGACCAAAGCCGUCCUAAAAUAGAAAUAAAAGGUGGAAAAAGGAGAGAUGAGUAGCUGUAGGCAGCUUAUUCCUCUGGAAGAAGUCCUUUUGUCGAGUAUUUAAAAAGCCCCCUGCAACAUCGCCACAUAGCCGUCUGCCGUUUGACGCCCCCGCACGAACUGAAGCUCCAUCGUUCCAUUGAAGGAUGAUGGAAAACAUCUCAGGUGGCAUCUCCUUGUCAUGCCAGUAACGUUUGAAGCCAUCCGAGGCACAAGAAUGACACUCACAUUCAGGGCACAUUUUUACCAACAUUUUGCCUUAAAGGCUGUGCUCUCCAACCUUUGAUGAACAGCCUAUUUCACUUUCAUGCUUCAUUGCUAUAUAUUUUUUAACAGAUCUCAUAAUAUUUCAACUUUUAUAAAUGUCUCAUUUUUUUCUGAUUGUGACAUCCCCAACAUAUUUUUAUUCUUGCAAAAUGACUACUCCGCCCACAUUUUUACUGUUGUUUAAAAUGUGGCAAGGGCCAAUUAACUGUAAAUGCCCCCCGCCCCCUGUCCUACAGCCUCUGAAAUGGGACCGACUUUUGUAAAUAUGGUCUUAAUCAUGAUUUGUGAAUUUGUCAAUUACCGAUUUCACGUAAACACUGAAGACCGUAGUCGGUCAGCACAACAAACGAGCAUGGUGUUAAGGUUUUGUCGCUAAACUGCUGGACUGUCUAACGAGUGGGGGGAAAAAAAAACACAAUAUUUCAUCAACAGUGCAAUGCAGAAAAACACAACUAUGCUACUUUUUUUUUU
This is a messenger RNA of Doryrhamphus excisus (bluestripe pipefish), 6010 nucleotides long. It is a transcript of the gene rap1gds1, whose product is annotated as RAP1, GTP-GDP dissociation stimulator 1. Gene Ontology annotation, biological process: positive regulation of GTPase activity. Gene Ontology annotation, molecular function: guanyl-nucleotide exchange factor activity; protein binding. Lineage: Eukaryota; Metazoa; Chordata; Actinopteri; Syngnathiformes; Syngnathidae. The record is from RefSeq and is a predicted model, not a curated record.